UCGUUCGAUUAAUAUAAGAAUAGAUCAGUCUGUGCAGCAAAAGGAUCGAUCGAGUUUGGAUCAAUGUCAGUAGUGGGGUGAAGAGAUUCGAGAAAUCUAUUUGGAGACUUAUUGCGGCGGCGCGCAAUAAGAAUCAGUUAGCUAUUAGCAAGGUGAGCCGUGAAGCUAAAAAGGUGAAGCAUCCACUUUAGAACGAGAACGAGUGUCUGAUUGAGCAGAAUCUGUUCAACGUACCUGUGACCUGGUGUGACCGCGGAUUAACCCAGCUGCAGUGUAUACCAGCUCUUUGUGCGCAUUCUGUUCACUUUCGGCACUAGAAUAUCGACGCGAAUUUUGCGAAUUUUCUCAUUCAAUCUCGAACGGGAUGCAGGCGGCGGAUGAUCCCCUCUGCCGGGAACCUUUAGUAUCCGUCGAGUUUGAAGUUUUUGGAAAAGUGCAGGGUGUAUAUUUUCCAAAGUACGUGAGGGAUAUAUGCUUGCAAUUGAAAAUCUGUGGUUGGGUGAAAAAUAGUAAAACUGGCACGAUCCUUGGAAAGAUGCAAGGACCUCGAGCGCUUGUCGAUCAGAUGGCACAGUGGUUGACAUCAGUGGGCAGUCCAGGCAGUGAGAUACAUCACUGCGAAUUUACAAAUUGGGAAACUGUUACAAAGCAGCAAUAUCAAGGUUUCAUGAUUCGUUUCUAAGAAUAUAUCGCAUAGUUGAACAUGUAUGUUUAAAUUCUAAUAUUAAUGCACACUAAUUUGAUUUGCACGUGGUAUACCAUUGUGCUAAAAAAUUCCAUAACAUCUGGAACAGUUGUGCGAUAAUUGUACAAAAUAUUUUAUUUGACACUUUACGUACGAUUCGGUUGAAACAUAGUAUUUUUUUAUGUAUUUUUAACAAAUUAUACAUCUCUUACAAAAAUUUUCAAAACAUGAUUAUUUAUAAGGAUACAUAGUCGAGAUAAAUGUUACAUUCGAUAAUUACAAUGUUAAUUAGAACAUUUAUAAUUUAAAUUCAAUGACAACUCAAUGUAGAUUCUUAAAAAUUUAUACACAUAUACUAUAUGUGCGCGCACGCGUGUAUAUGUACAAUAGAAACGUAAAGCGCUAGAUAUAUAUUAUAUGUGCAUUACGAACGAGGUUAAUUAACACUUUCUGUAUCGCGCUAUUUUUAAAUGAUUUGACUAUCAUGCCGUGUGGAUCACUAGUAUUUUUGUUUGCAUUUGUUAUAUUUCUUAAAUAACAUAUAUUUCAUAAUUGUUAAAAAAAUGGCAA
Molecule: messenger RNA, 1255 nt
Organism: Trachymyrmex cornetzi
Lineage: Eukaryota; Metazoa; Arthropoda; Insecta; Hymenoptera; Formicidae
Product: acylphosphatase-2
Exons: 3
Coding region: 365-682 (105 amino acids)
Molecular function (GO): acylphosphatase activity
Source: RefSeq, a predicted model, not a curated record